UAAUUGAUUUUGCGACAUCCAGAAAUGGGAAUAUCCAAAUAUUUGUCAUUUUAAUCAUCACACCUGAGUUUUUUACUACAUAAUAUGGGGGUGUUGGUGAAGAAAUAGUAAUGUCAAAUCAGUCAUCAAUCGUCAGAGGAAAAGAAGGGAUAUAAAAGAAUCUAAAGGAAAUUUACAAUGCCAUUUGGUUUAAAAUUUAAAAGAACCAGGCGGUAUGACAUUUCUACGAAGAACGUGUUUGUUGUUGGGGUGGAGAUGUUGGAUCAUUCCUACUUAGAGUGUACCCUGAACUCAGACAGCACUGGUCAGGAGUGUCUAGAGAGUAUUGCCCAGCGAAUAGAACUCAGCCAGACGCAGUACUUUGGCUUACGCUACGUGACAAAGAAGAUGCAGUAUCACUGGAUAGAUCUGACAAAGCCGUUGAAGAAACAGAUAGAGAAGAAUCUGCAGCCAGGUCACUCCCCGAGACUCUACUUCGGUGUCCUGUUUUACAUCCCAGGAGCUCACAAAAUUGUUGAUGAUGUUGCAAGAUAUCAGUACUUCCUGCAGUUGAAAACAGACAUAGUUGAGGGGAGAAUCCCAGUCAGUGUAGAGCAAGUUAUUCGUCUUGGAGCUUUCAGUCUACAAGCUGAGUUUGGAGAUUAUGAAUAUGAUAAACAACAGCAAGAAUAUUUUGAAGAUAAUGAUUUAUUUCCCAAGGCGAUGUACCGUGACGAGAAUGCCGUGGGAGAGAUGAUGCACGAGGUACUGAGUUCCUACACUAACCUCCAGGGAAUCCACCAAGUGAAGGCGGAGAUGCAGUACAUUAAGGAGAUCCAGAUGAUGGACGGCUACGGCAUGGAGUACUACACCGCUAAGGAUGAGAGAAGUAAAGAGUUGUACCUGGGAACUUCCUACACUGGUAUACUGGCCAGGUAUCUGGAUGGCUCGCCUACCAUAUGUUUCAGAUGGAAUGAAAUUGCCAGACUGACACAAAGCAAGAAAGUCCUGGAGAUAGACACAUCAAAGAGUUCCUGUCACUACACAAUGGAGGACUCAGAUACAGCCAAAUAUCUGAAGAGGAUGGGGUACCUUAUACAAAAGUUCCACAAAACCAACAAAAUGACUCCUAGUUCCAGUCUUGUUGACCUUUCUGACCUCACAGCUGACCAAGGACAGGAUGAUAUUCAAACAUCACAGCAAAUUUUCUCAGACCCAUUGACUCAGUCACAGACAUCACUGACCUACUCUCAACAUUCCGCUUAUUCUCAAGUGUCACAUGACCAGAGGUUUGAUCCAGAUUUAUCACAGUCUUCCAUUGAGGAUUUUUAUCGACAGUCACAGCAGAGCCUGGAGACAACUCAUAGUGAUGUUGUCCAUUAUUCUGGUGAUGGUAGCUUCACUCAUGUUAAUGGAGGUCAGCUGAUUACAGACAGCCCUGUGAUUGGUCAGCACACCCAUAUACAGAGAAGUGAAUCACACAGGUCCCCAGUGUUACCUGCAUACCGACCUAGCCCGAGCUACGAGGAGGUGAUGCAUCGUCGGAUGGGCCAACAACCUUCAGCAGUUCACGGUUCUCCGAUUCUUCAGCCACAUCAACAUCCAAACACGAUGCCCGACCUGUAUCCACAAACCUCCCCCCGACUUUUACAUGAGGCAGUGUUGAUGCAGCAGCCUGCCCCCAAUAUCAUGUAUAAUCCUGACGUUACUUAUACUACUGGGAAUGCAUACAUGACAAGUGAACUUGUGUCGUCCUACAGCAACAACACUAUGUAUGCCAACAGAGCAGCUUUUACAACAGAACUAGGUAACAGGGGAAGUAACUUAGUCAUUCAGCCCACAUACAGUUCACCAGAGUUGAAUUCCCAGUUACCUCAGUUCAGCAUUAAAGAGACUGAGCCCCUGUUGUACAAGCCACCUCCCCCUUAUCCAAGGUCUAGCACCAGUACCCCAGACUUGGCCAACCAGACGGUCAAAGGUCAUGUGGGGGAAAGUCCAGAUUUAGUGUCCAGGAAAACUCUCGGAGUGAAGACAAGUUUUAAUGGAAGUGUAGACAAUGUUCCCAAGGUUGUGACGGACCACAAUGAAUUAAAAACUUAUCAUACAAGUUCAGAAAAUGUUAUUCUUAACCAAGAAAGUGCAAUACUUCACAGAGAUACUACAGAUUCUGUGGAGCAAUCAUUAGUCUUGCCAGACAUUUCAACUUCAGCAGUCAGCCCUGAUAUCACAGUUCAACAGCCAGAGACAGAUGAUGCUUCUAGCGACCACUCUGGUGCCACAUUUCAUGUCAAAGACACAGACAGUGAAAAAGAAGAUGACCGAAGUCCUAAAUUAGACAGUGUGAAAUCAAAAAUUGCUAUCAAAUUUGUUGCUCCCAAUAAAGCCCCUCCGCCCUCCACCUCUAAGGAGCUCAUCACCCGGAGGGAGAGCUUCCGUCGUCAGAUGAUAGCAAGGACAACACAAGACAAUCCGAUCGGGAAGGAUGACCCUCAAGAUCCUGUAGUCAUUCCGGAGCACAAUGAUGGGAGUAGUGUUGUAGUCAAACCUACAACCAGUCAGUCCACAUUCAUUCGGCGAUUCUCCAGCCGAAGGUUGUCCCACAAGAAACCAGAUGUUCCCCCGAUCACUAGGCGAGCAUCAGACAUCGCCACAAAGUUUACAGGGCUGGAUGUAGUACCACCAGUGGGGAAUUAUGUCCGACAGGUCAGUGCAGAGUCUGAGGAACCGGUAGCUGCAGAGGAGGACAGUGAUUCAGAUUAUGAAAAGGAUGCCACAGUGAAACUGAAGAUGGGGCCUCUCAAGAUGGCUGCCAUGAAUGGUUUGACUAUGUCCCGACCAAUGGUAUUAGCUCUUAUGAAUGAUGAAAGCAGAGCUCCAAAGGAUGAAAGAAGGAAGCUUUUGGAAAACAAAUUGUCGGAGAACUUGGUUUUUAAGGAGUUUGAAGAAAUUCCUAAGAAAGUUCCAUCAGCAGAGUGUGUGGUGGCCAGACUUCCGGAGAAUGAGAGCCGGAACAGAUUCCGGGAUGUCCUGCCUUAUGACGUGACACGAGUUAAACUCACUCCAAGAAAAGACAACCACUCGGGUUAUGUCAAUGCUUCACACAUUAAAUUGUCUUUCGGAGACCGAAUGUGGUGGUACAUAGCAACACAGGCCCCCCUGGAGGAAACCACUACCGACUUCUGGCAGAUGGUCUGGGAACAGGAGGUGGAUGUCAUCGCCAUGUUAACAGACUUAUCGGAGCAGGGAAAACAGAAGUGUUACACCUACUGGCCUCAGGAGAUAGGUCAGGAGCACAAGAUUACAUUUGGACAGUUUGAGGUGACAUUGCUGUUCUGUAACGAUUCUCUGUGUUACAUCACCAACAGAAUAUCGGUGGUACACCUCCCCACCAAGAAGGAAAAACAGGUGUGGCAUCUUCAGUAUACUGACUGGCCAGACCAUGGCUGCCCUGAGGACAUGUAUGGCUUCCUAGGAUUUCUGGAUGAAGUCGACUCGGUUCAGCGACUGGCUGAGAGUGAGGAGGGAAGUGGAAAGAAAUCCCCCAUCCUGGUCCACUGCAGUGCGGGGGCGGGCAGAACAGGCGUGGUCAUCCUGACCCAGGUCAUGAAGUGGUGUCUGGAACACAACUUUGAUAUUGAUCUUCCUAAGGCCCUGGGUGCUAUACGCCAACAACGAAUGUUCAUGGUUCAAACAUUAGGACAGUAUAACUUCAUCCACAAGACUCUGAUUCAAUAUUUAAAGAACUCCAGACUCAUCUAAUAGCUAUAAGUAUAUAUGAAAGGAACUCUAUACUUGUCUGAAAACCAUCAAUAUCAAAGAAAUUCCAGACUUGUGUAAGCCCUAUCAGUAUAUGAGGAACUCCGAACUCGUAUACAGAACCCCAACAAACAAGGAGAACUCAAAAGCAUCCAGAAAAACGUCCGAGUAGUUAGAGUCAUCUGCGGUUCGUAUCUGAGAAAGAACAUUUCAUGAGAUUUGGAAUUUCCCUAGAGGAAUGAUUCCAAAGAAAGCUGGUCUUUUUAUCAACUUGUGAAAUAUUUCCUAGUGAAAUAAUUCCAAAGAAAGACUGGUCUUGUUAUCAACUUGUGAAAUAAUGCAGUAACCUUAAAUUAGAUACACUGUGUUCAUCGUAGGAUUCGUGACUUAUAUAUAUAUAGAAGUAUAAAACUCUCUUGCUCAUCGCCAGCAUGCAGUGUCAUUAUAUUUAUAUCGGUAUACAUGUAAAUGAUACUGAGCUAAAUCUCAGUUUGUCAACAUUUUAUAGUUAUUUAACAUGGAACUGAAUUUUAAUGACUUGUAUAUGUGUUUUGGAAGAAUUUCUAGAUCGAUAUUUGAUCACUCUAUUUUAUAGUAACAGUGAAAUGGUAUUUGUGAGUUCCUGUUUAAAGGUUGUAAACACAUGAGAUCAUAAUCAUGAAACCACUGUUUUUUAAAAGGUGGACUAGUUGGUUGAAAAUUUGAUUUAGAAAGAGAAUUAUUAAUGGUAAUCCAAAGAUCUUAAAUUCUUGAAACUGAUUUUAUGUUGGAAUUAAAAUUUAAUGUUUA
Messenger RNA from Ostrea edulis (European flat oyster), 4524 nucleotides. RefSeq names its product tyrosine-protein phosphatase non-receptor type 21-like. Gene Ontology annotation, cellular component: cytoskeleton. Gene Ontology annotation, biological process: protein dephosphorylation. Gene Ontology annotation, molecular function: protein tyrosine phosphatase activity. NCBI's taxonomy places the organism in Eukaryota, Metazoa, Mollusca, Bivalvia, Ostreida, Ostreidae. The record is from RefSeq and is a predicted model, not a curated record.